GUUGUCUGGGAAAAGGUGCGGCUACAAGAUGUCUGGCGGGAAGCACAGUUUACCGGUACGGGCUGCAAGUGUCGGUUUCCCAUCACUUGUGAUGCAGAAACGGUGCGAACUCUGCCCGACCGCGAGUCGGUGGGGUGCGUGCGCCAGGCGCUGCCUGUGGGGAGGCCGGGACGUCGAGCGAGGGGCGCCUUCAGGUCAACGUGGCAGCCCUGCCAAAUCCCAGUAAUGCCGCUGAUUUGUUUCUAGGUUAGCUUUCUGGAGUAAUUAGUAAUUUCAAAUUACUAGAGAGUGAUAGGAGGCAUUGCUUAGUAUGUCGCUCCCGAAAACGCCCUCAACGUCAACACCUGAGGACAAAAAUUUGAAAAUCUCUGCAUCCAAGGAAGAGACAGGACUUCCUAACCUAAGGGAGAAAAAAAGUCUGGUGGAUCCAUCAAAACCCCUUCCUACUUCCCUUCAGAAUGAGUUCAUCCCUCAGGAAGUUCUACUUUCUCUGACCUAUGCAGCUAAUGCUGGUCCUUGUCCUGAAAACUUACUGCCUCCUAAGAAAAUUAAAACCCCAAAGGGUACUCUUCCACGCCCUGUAGACCACGUCUGGCAUAACCCUAUUCGAAGAAAUAAGUUCAAAUAUCUGAUUGACCAUCCUGUUUCCCUAACAGGAGCUGGAAGGGAUAUUUCUUUUCUGUACGAUGUUAAAUAUGUUAAAGGAGAGACAAGGGAGAGCACAGUUUGUCCCCCACAAAUGGACCGUUCAUUACAACCACGUGAUGGUGUCCUUGUGCCUCAUAAGCCAAAGAAACUAUCAGAUACUUUGAUUCCUGAAGAAUUUCAUAUUGUGUCAAAUACAGGAGUUUCAGGUUUGGAGUGUUAUGAUGACAAAUAUACUACUCUCCUCACAGAUAGUGAAAAUAGACUAUUGCUCUUCCCAUCCAUGAAACCUAAUAAAAGAGUAGAAGUGGUCCAGCUGAAUGAUGUGAUGGAUACUAUGCUAGAGAGGGCUGGUGUGGAAAAUCGGGCAUAUACAGGGCCAACCAAGAUGCACAAACUACUUCAUAUAUUAAAGAAGGAACAGACCAUUUAUAAUACUGUAUUUCAUGAACUUAUUCGACAAGUCAGUGUGGACUGUGCAGAUAGAGGAGAACUACUAUCCAAAAUCAGAGAGCGGUAUGUACAAAUGCUUGACCAAAUUGCCUGGCAUAUGACUGACUUCUACAAAGACAUGGUAACUCAGCGAGUGAUGGACCAGCGCAUUUUAGAAGAACUGUACAAUUUUAAGAAUGUUAUUGAGGAACUGACCAGGGAGCUGUGUUUGGUUCGGGCACAUGAUAUGAAAUUAACAAAGGAAGCAGAGAAGGCCCACAGAGCUUUGGCACAAGCUCUUUUAGACGCUGAAAAGAAUGCCAGAAUUGUAGAGGAAUAUCAUGACUUAUAUACAUUACAAAGAGGAAGGAUGGAGAGUGAUAUUAAACAGUUAAUGGCAGAAAGAGAUAUCUGGAGCUCAGCCACAUAUGAAUUGUCCAUAAAGGUAAUUGAAAGAAAUAACGUCAUGUUGGCUAAAAGACUUUACCUCAAUGAAAAAGGCUGGAAUAAAUAUACUAAGCAUUUCAUCAUACUGCUGUCAACUAAGGACACUGCAGACCUUGCACUGUUGCAGAAGUUGACGGAGAAAUGGAGAAAUUUAGUGAAUAAAUUUAAACAGGAAGUGGAACAAAAUGAAGAGUCUACAAGAGAAAAAUUGCAAAGUGUUAAGGAUGGCCUUGUCAAAUGGCAGCAGUUCUUCAGAAAUAAUACUGGAAAAGACAUUUUAUCCCCUAGUAAAGAAAAUAGAUUUGAAUCAGUUGUUCCAGACUUCAAGCAGUGGCGAAAGAUGUUGACUGAAGACAAAGACAAGUUUUCUGGGGAUCUUCUAGUGUCAAAAUAUGCUUCUCUCAAGAUUAUUAAACAUUUACAGGAAAGCUGGGCAGAUAUUGGGCUUGGGAUAUUUAGUCGCCAUAAAAGUAUGGAGGGAAAGAUACCACCAGAGCAGAAGCACAUGGAGGAAAUUGUGAAAAGUACAGGAAGACUCUACAAAGAAUUUGAAAUAAGAAUAAAUGGGGAUAAUGGUAUCUCUAAAAUUCUUCCAGAUUUGGUUAGUUCUCUUGAAUUCUGUUUUUUCAAGUUGGAAAACCUCCUGGAGUUUCCUGAACUGCUUCUUGAAGAAUGGGAGGGACUUAAUGAAAAAAUUAAUGAAAUGAAAUCUCAGUUGGAUGUAUCGUUAAACAUUAUUGGUACUGUUCCGCAGUACAUAGAUGUGGAUUCUGGCUCGGUACUCCAAGCACGUAUAUUUAACAUGAUUCAACAAUGGCUUUUGAAGACAGGCAAUGAGAUUAACAAUGGUAACAUGGAACUUCAGUGCCAAAUGGAUGAAUUGCAUAUACCCAUGAUUCAAUGGAUGGUAAAUUUGCUGAUUUUAAUGGUACCUGACUUUCCUGAUCCAGAUACUCUCAUAAAGUUGGAGGAGGAAAGUGCUGAAAAACGUGACCUAGGAAUUGCCAAGUUGGAGCUAGAUGCGAUUGCCCUGGCAAAAAAGUUGUCCCAAUAUUCCAUCUAUUUGAGCAGUUGUUGCAAAGAGAUGGUAACAGCUGUGGCUCCGAGUAAAGCAGGUCACUUAGAAAAAAAUCCUACUAAGAAACUUAAUGAACUGGAUAAGAUGAAGAGAGAAUGUUAUGAGUGGAUCACCACAUGCGCUCACCUCCUUUCUGGCCUCAGAGGCAGGAAAAUAAAGUUACUGACACGUGAAGAAAAAUGGCACCUACUUGGAGAAGAGGACACUGUAAAAGAAUUAACUACGCCUGAAGCAGACAAGCUUCUUGAAGAGGAUGAAGAAGGAAAUAUGGAGGAUAAGAAACUUGAGAAAAAGGAAGAAGAGAAAGCAGAAGAGAAACCUUCAACAUCUACAGAGAAGGAAAAACUCAUUCGAGUCAUUGGAGUAGACGAAAAUGUCCAUUCCCAACCUCUGUUUGGAACAGAUGCAUUGUCUUCUUGGAGAGAAUCAGCUAAUGAAGGUACAUUGGCCCCAAAGUAUCUUGAAGUAAUGGCUAUAAUUGAACGCAUGCAGGAGAAGUUAAUAGAGGUUGAAAGCAGAGCCAGACAAGCAGAGGAGAAGUUUGAUGAUGCGAAUGAAAAACUUCAUUAUACCCUUAUAAGAAAUAAAGAACUGGAGAAAGAACUAGAGGAAAUACUGAUGAAGUAUAAAGAGAAGGAAUCUGAAGGAGAAGAAGAAGAAAAUGAAGGGGAAAGAGAAGAAGAAAUCAGGCCAAUAGAAAGAGCCUCAAAAUCUCCAAAGAAAGAGGUACAGCGCAAGGAGGGUUCUAAAUCCAGAACUCGGACUAAAACCACUUACAGGAUGACGUCCAAAUAGCAACCAUAGGACACUAGGCUUCACCGUGGCUUCUGUCACUGUACCCACCCCAGAUAUCUCUGCACUUUUGAGCUGACACUGUGGCUUGAUUGAAGGGACUCCCUUUGCAACAGCUACCAGAAAAGCCAUGACAGACAACUCAGGGACAUCUUCUCUUUAAAAGUCACAGUGAUGGCUGUAAGGAAUCGGUAUAUUGGCUUAUUUCCAAGAUUAAAAAUAGGCUGUGCAAAGGUUUUCUAGCCUCUUCAAUCGAUUUCCCAGCAGAAGUCUAUGAAAAGUGUCAGUUUCUGUCAAGAAAAUAAUGCUUUUUGAGGACUUUGAACUCUGCAGAGAAGAGUGGCAAAUAAAAAGCAUUAUUUUUUCAAUUUAAAGAGAGGAUCCUGGGCUUCCCUGUUGGCACAGUGGUUAGGAGCCAGCCUGUCCAAUGCCGGAGACAUGGGUUCGAGGUCUGGUCGGGGAAGAUCCCACAUGCCACGGAGCAGCUGGGCCUGUGCGCCACAAGUACUGAGCCUAUGCUCUAGAACCGGCGAGGCACAACUACUGAGCCCGCGUUCUACAAUUACUGAAGCCCACGUGCCUAGAGCCCGUGCUCCGCAAUGAAGAGAGUAGCCCCCUCUUGCCGCAACUAGAGAAAGCCCAUGUGCAGCA
Balaenoptera acutorostrata (minke whale) is the source of this 4045-nucleotide messenger RNA. It is a transcript of the gene AXDND1, whose product is annotated as axonemal dynein light chain domain containing 1. NCBI's taxonomy places the organism in Eukaryota, Metazoa, Chordata, Mammalia, Artiodactyla, Balaenopteridae. The coding region runs from base 311 to 3397 and encodes 1028 amino acids. The record is from RefSeq and is a predicted model, not a curated record. The transcript has 26 exons.